AUGAUGGGUACCACUGGAACCACAUCCUCCCAUCCCGUCCCAGAACAAACCAAUCCCACCCUCACCCCGGCAUCCGCUUCCGGAAGCACAGUGGACGACCAAGAGGAUGCCUUCAGCGAGCGUCUCUCCAACGUCGAUACCGACUCCGAAUCUAUAGUUGUCGUCGAGAGGAAACCCCUGCAUCAAAUCGAUCUCGACGAGCCGCUUCCUCUUGACCUGGGAACGCCGAUCGGAGUGAGUCUGGCGAAACUGGCAAAGGACUUUGAGGUCGCAACGAAAGGAGACGCGUUGGCAGAAGAAAGCUGCGAUGAUAAGGAGAACGUAAACUCGGGUCUGGCUGCUUUGCCGAUUAACAUUGAGAAGCCAAUCACACAGUCGACUUCUCGCGAUGUGCCAACGGACGCACCAAGGGAUGUUGGGGAAAAGGACGAGCAAGCGUCUGAUGUGCCAACCCCUCAAACGUCAAUCAAGGAAGCCGCCAGCACAGUCCCCUCCAGCGCAGUCGUUCCCAUUGCGCAUCCCACUACACCCUCGUCCGCCACCGAGGAAAACGAAGCAUCGAUCGCGCCAGCUGCCACAUCCGACGCCCCAUCCGAACAGGAAUAUACUGCUCGCGAAGAAUUUGAGGCUGAAAACACCCUGCGUCAGCGUUCUGUCGCACAACAAGCAAAAGAGCCCAUUGGAGAGUUCGAGGCAUCCCAUGAGACAGAUUCAUCUCCACAGCACUUUAAACAAGAAGCGAACAAAGAUGUAGAGGACUACGACACAAUCGAGCAGGAAAUGGCCGCAGAUCUCGCCGAAUCCAAAACACAUGUCGUACACGACGCACCCGAGCGAACGCUGGACGAGCAGCGACAAGCACGUAACAAAAACAUUCUGGAGGAGGUCUGGGACUCGAUCUUCACGCCAGGCAUCAACAGUCGCGUGCAGGGAGUCAUGAACCUGUCCUUUGCGGGACUGUUCCUUUCACUCUUAGCGUUGGCGGUGGCUACAGGUGGAAACCUUCACGUGCUGGCGCUGAUGGGAGUCGCGGCGUGUUUGUUUGCGUCAAUUCAAUGGUUUCUGCACGAGUUGGCCAAACAACCUCCUCCACCCGCCCUCCAAGCCGACAAGACCGUCAUCCCCUCCAUCGAAGUCCUGCGUGCUACACCAACCACUGAAGAGUCCGAACCAUUUGCUCUUCAGUCAGAAGACAUAUCAGGAGGGCAGUAG
This is a messenger RNA of Fimicolochytrium jonesii, 1212 nucleotides long. Its product is annotated as ER protein Pkr1-domain-containing protein. NCBI's taxonomy places the organism in Eukaryota, Fungi, Chytridiomycota, Chytridiomycetes, Spizellomycetales, Powellomycetaceae. The transcript is spliced from 2 exons. Gene Ontology annotation, cellular component: endoplasmic reticulum membrane. Bases 1 to 1212 code for a protein of 403 amino acids. Gene Ontology annotation, biological process: vacuolar proton-transporting V-type ATPase complex assembly. The record is from RefSeq and is a predicted model, not a curated record.